CGGGAGCGCGCACAGCGCGUGCGUACGCGGCGGCGGUUGGCAGCGCGCGGACAGUGUGAAGUGCGGCGAGGCGGCGCCGGACCCACGGACCGACAGACCGGGCGGCCCCUACGGCCGUCGGCGGCCAGGCGGCCCGACAUGUUGUCUGGGAAGAAGGCAGCGGCUGCAGCGGCCGCGGCGGCGGCGGCGGCGGCUGCCGGGUCGGAGGCCGGUGCGGGGGUAGCGGGUGGCGCGGAGAACGGCUCUGAGGUGGCCCCACCGCCCACGGGCCUGUCCGGCCCUGGCGAGGCGGGGCCGGGGGCGGCUGGAGAGCGCACUCCCCGCAAGAAGGAGCCCCCGCGGGCCUCGCCCCCGGGCGGUCUGGCCGAGCCGCCGGGGUCCGCCGGGCCUCAGGCCGGGCCUACCGCAGUGCCUGGGUCUGCGACCCCCAUGGAAACGGGAAUCGCAGAGACACCGGAGGGGCGACGGACCAGCCGGCGCAAGCGAGCGAAGGUAGAGUACAGAGAGAUGGAUGAAAGUUUGGCCAACCUCUCAGAAGACGAGUAUUAUUCAGAAGAAGAGAGAAAUGCUAAAGCAGAGAAGGAAAAGAAGCUUCCUCCACCACCCCCUCAAGCCCCACCUGAGGAAGAAAAUGAAAGUGAGCCUGAGGAACCAUCUGGUGUGGAGGGUGCAGCUUUCCAGAGUAGACUUCCUCAUGACCGGAUGACUUCUCAAGAAGCAGCCUGUUUUCCCGAUAUCAUCAGUGGACCACAGCAGACCCAGAAGGUUUUUCUGUUCAUUAGAAACCGCACAUUGCAGUUGUGGUUGGAUAAUCCAAAGAUUCAGCUGACAUUUGAAGCUACUCUCCAACAAUUAGAAGCGCCUUACAACAGUGAUACUGUGCUUGUCCACCGAGUUCACAGUUAUUUAGAGCGUCAUGGUCUUAUCAACUUCGGCAUCUAUAAGAGGAUAAAGCCGCUCCCAACUAAGAAGACAGGAAAGGUAAUCAUCAUAGGCUCUGGGGUCUCAGGCUUGGCAGCAGCUCGUCAGUUACAAAGUUUUGGAAUGGAUGUCACACUUCUGGAAGCCAGGGAUCGUGUGGGUGGACGAGUUGCUACAUUUCGCAAAGGAAACUAUGUAGCUGACCUUGGAGCCAUGGUAGUAACAGGUCUUGGAGGGAAUCCCAUGGCUGUGGUCAGCAAACAAGUAAAUAUGGAACUGGCCAAGAUCAAGCAAAAAUGCCCACUUUAUGAAGCGAAUGGACAAGCUGUUCCUAAGGAGAAAGAUGAAAUGGUAGAGCAAGAGUUUAACCGGUUGCUAGAAGCUACGUCUUACCUUAGUCAUCAGCUGGACUUCAACGUCCUCAAUAAUAAGCCUGUGUCCCUUGGCCAGGCAUUGGAAGUUGUCAUUCAGUUACAAGAAAAGCAUGUCAAAGAUGAGCAGAUUGAACACUGGAAGAAGAUAGUGAAAACUCAGGAGGAACUGAAGGAACUUCUUAAUAAGAUGGUGAAUUUAAAAGAGAAAAUAAAAGAACUCCAUCAGCAGUACAAAGAAGCAUCUGAAGUCAAACCACCCAGAGAUAUCACUGCUGAGUUCUUAGUGAAAAGCAAACACAGGGAUCUAACUGCCCUGUGCAAGGAAUAUGAUGAAUUAGCUGAAACACAAGGAAAACUAGAAGAAAAACUUCAAGAGUUGGAAGCCAAUCCCCCAAGUGAUGUAUAUCUCUCAUCAAGAGACAGACAGAUACUUGAUUGGCAUUUUGCAAAUCUUGAAUUCGCUAAUGCCACACCUCUCUCUACACUCUCCCUUAAGCACUGGGAUCAGGAUGACGACUUUGAGUUUACUGGCAGCCACCUGACAGUGAGGAACGGCUACUCGUGUGUGCCUGUGGCUUUAGCAGAAGGCCUGGACAUUAAACUGAACACUGCGGUUCGGCAGGUUCGCUACACAGCUUCAGGAUGUGAAGUGAUAGCUGUCAACACCCGCUCCACAAGCCAGACCUUUAUUUAUAAGUGUGACGCGGUUCUCUGCACCCUGCCCUUGGGCGUGCUGAAGCAGCAGCCACCCGCCGUGCAGUUCGUGCCGCCUCUUCCCGAGUGGAAAACAUCUGCAGUCCAGAGGAUGGGGUUUGGCAACCUUAACAAGGUGGUGCUGUGUUUUGACCGUGUGUUCUGGGACCCAAGUGUCAAUCUGUUCGGCCAUGUUGGCAGCACGACUGCGAGCAGGGGCGAACUCUUCCUCUUCUGGAACCUCUAUAAGGCUCCAAUAUUGUUGGCACUCGUGGCAGGAGAAGCUGCCGGCAUCAUGGAAAACAUAAGUGAUGAUGUGAUUGUUGGCCGAUGCCUGGCCAUCCUCAAGGGGAUUUUUGGCAGCAGUGCGGUGCCCCAGCCCAAGGAAACAGUAGUGUCUCGCUGGCGUGCUGAUCCCUGGGCCCGAGGCUCCUAUUCCUAUGUAGCUGCAGGAUCGUCUGGAAAUGACUAUGACUUAAUGGCUCAGCCAAUCACUCCUGGCCCCUCAAUUCCAGGUGCCCCACAGCCUAUUCCUCGACUCUUCUUUGCUGGAGAACACACAAUCCGUAACUACCCAGCCACGGUCCAUGGUGCUCUGCUGAGCGGGCUGCGAGAAGCAGGAAGGAUUGCAGACCAGUUCUUGGGGGCCAUGUACACCCUGCCUCGCCAGGCCACACCCGGCGUCCCUGCGCAGCAGGCCCCGAACAUGUGAGAAAGCAGCCCGUGCGCGUCUUCUGCUGCAUAAGCAAAGCUCUUCUAGCAAAAAAUACAGAUUCCACUGAGACACUUGCCCACCUCUGGGCUCCAGCUCAGCUGCUCAGGCAAAGCCCCUGAUGGCCAGGUGGCCAAGGAGGUGGCCUCCUGUGACUUGGAGCUAGGGAGGCACUUGUUCCAUUAGUCUGAGAGUCUGUGUUCUUCAUCAGGACUGAGGGAAGCAAGUACUGGGAGACAACGUCUUAGUCUCUGUCUGUGGUGGUUUUUUAUAUUUUGAGAAUAAACUUCAUAGAAAAUCA
Messenger RNA from Odocoileus virginianus texanus, 3001 nucleotides. RefSeq names its product lysine demethylase 1A (gene KDM1A). NCBI's taxonomy places the organism in Eukaryota, Metazoa, Chordata, Mammalia, Artiodactyla, Cervidae. Gene Ontology annotation, cellular component: nucleus. The record is from RefSeq and is a predicted model, not a curated record. Gene Ontology annotation, molecular function: chromatin binding; transcription factor binding; oxidoreductase activity. Gene Ontology annotation, biological process: negative regulation of transcription by RNA polymerase II; positive regulation of transcription by RNA polymerase II.